Stomoxys calcitrans (stable fly) is the source of this 2400-nucleotide messenger RNA. RefSeq lists its product as uncharacterized. The transcript is spliced from 3 exons. Lineage: Eukaryota; Metazoa; Arthropoda; Insecta; Diptera; Muscidae. The record is from RefSeq and is a predicted model, not a curated record. Bases 1 to 2400 code for a protein of 799 amino acids. Gene Ontology annotation, molecular function: catalytic activity.
AUGAUUAAUGAUAAUCUUGGACCCAUAAUCAACAAAAACGAGAUUGGUAAUUUAAACUUAAAUCCAGCUCAUUUUAAUGCAAUACACUUAAACGCACAAAGCAUAGCCCCAAGAUCGAACUCAACUAAACUAGAAGAGAUACGUAGUCUAUUUGAAGAUAAAAUCUUUCAAGUCAUCGGUGUAUCGGAGACAUGGCUGAAUGCUUCAAUUUCAGAUGCAGCUGUUCACAUAGAUGGAUAUCGUGUUUAUAGAAGUGAUAGGUUGGUACAAAGAGGAGGAGGUGUCUGUGUAUAUGUUAACAACGCGCUUAAAUCAAGAGUAGUGUAUGAGAUUAUGGAUGAAGGUAUAUCUGAGGGUAUAUUUGUUGAAAUUGGAGGUACUGGCGAAUCUAAAAUAUUAGUUGGUGUUCUGUAUUUGCCUCAUGGUGGAAUUGAUAGUUGUGAAACAUUGUUGGCAGAGUACACAGCUAGGUAUGAAAGGGUGGUAAUUAUGGGUGACUUCAACGUAAAUUUGUUUGAGAAUGGUAUUCGAAUGAGAGAAUUGUGUAGUAGAAUGGGACUAGAUAUCAUACACAAUGUAUCACCUACACAUUUCAGCAUAGGCUCCCAAAGAUGUUCUCUAUUGGACUAUUAUCUACUGUCAAAUUCAAGUUUAAUUGAAAAGAGUAUGCAGUUCCAAUUUCCAGCCCUAAAUUCCAACCAUGCUUUGAUUUGUUUAUCUCUUAAUAUUCCAACCACCGCCGAUACCGAGUCAAGAUUCAUUAGGGACUAUAGCUCGUUUAAUUUUGAAAAUUGCGCUAGAGAUGUGAAUAUGAUGGAUCUGAGUGGAAUGUAUAGUACAACUGAUGUAAAUUAUCAGACUGUCUUUAUGAAUGCGUUGGUAUUGGAAUUAUAUGAUAGGCAUAUCCCCCAGAAGCUGUAUAAGAAGAAACAAACAGCUAACUGGAUGAGGGCUUUCGAAAUCCAAAGCGCACAAGAGCAAAGAGAUUUGGCCUUUAGAGGUUUUUUGGAAGAUAGAACCGAAGGACGUUGGCGUGUGUAUUGUAAAUACAGGAAUAGAGCCAAACGUAUAAUACGGAAACGUAGAGGCAUAUUUUUUACCGAAUUAUUUCAAUCUACUACGCAGUCCCAAACAUGGAAACAACUUAAGAACUUAGGUGCGAACGGCAAUAGUUCACGUAAUCUUGCUGAUAAUGAUGUGGACGUUGAGGGAUGUAAUAUUCACUUUUUGUUACCGCCACCUAGUGGUGCCCCAAGGUUAAUGCAUGUUAAUUAUAGUGGUGAGAGGCCGCUAAAUGAAUUUGAUUUUCAUCCAGUGGAUGAGACAGAUGUGUGGAAUGCGUUGAAUUCAAUUAAAUCUAACGCUGUUGGAGUUGAUGGGGUUCCAAUAAGAUUUUUAAGAUUGAUAUUUCCUCUCAUUUCAAGAUUAAUUGUACACUUAUUCAAUAAUAUACUGAUGACUUCCUCCUAUCCAGAUGCUUGGAAAAUUGCAAGGGUAGUGCCCAUACCAAAAAUUAGCAGACCGACAACGCCAAGCGACUUUAGGCCCAUUAGCAUUCUACCGGUGUUCUCCAAGAUCUUUGAGAUUUUAUUGAAUAGACAGAUUGUUGCUAGUCAAACUGUAACAAGAUUAUUUUCAAAUUUUCAAUCUGGCUUUAAGAGACACUUUAGCACAACAACACUGAUGGCAAGUUUAAUGGAUGAAGUGAGAAGGAAUAUUGAUAAUAAAUCUGUUUCGAUCUUAGUAACUUUGGACUUGACUUGUUCGCUUAUUGCAUCAUUUCUUUCCUCUCGUAGACAAUUUGUACAAGCUGGUAAUGCUUUGUCUUCAACAAGAGAAGUUGUCAGGGGGGUACCUCAAGGGUCAGUAUUGGGACCUUUAUUUUUUAGUAUGUAUGUCAAUGAUAUAUUCGAUACUUUACAUGGCGUUGUUGGACACAUGUAUGCCGACGAUUUUCAAUUGCUUGUGUCUGCAGGAAGAGAUAAUACUAGGGAACUGAUAGCAAGACUUCAGACCACAUUGAAUAAUAUUGAGACUUGGUGUGCUGAUAAUUUUAUAGUUCUAAAUAUAUUAAAAUCUAAGGCAAUGGUUUUUAACUAUAGUGGAAGUUAUAUUCCAGGUGUUGUAAUAAGGAAUGAAAUGCUGGAAUAUGUCAGCUCGAUAAAGACAUUGGGUUUCUAUAUAGAUAAUAGACUAAGUUUCGAUGUCCACAUUAAUAAGGUUUUGUCAAAUUUAACUUUCGGUCUACGCAAGCUUUACAGCAUUAACGGAUAUAUGCCACUAAAAAUACGCAUACGCCAAAGUUGUGCUCUACGCCAGCAGCAAUGGCCUCAGGAACUGCCGCUGCCAACGCCGCCGCCGUCGUCGUAUGACCGAAAAAGAGGCUAUAAAACUAAUUGA